AUGAAGACCUCCCUGCUGAUUUGUGGCCUAAUUGGGUGCACCUUGCUGGCUAGCCUGUGGGGCACAGCCCUGGGGCACAAGCUUCAUCUGGGUCUCUGUUCCCUGACCGUACACACUCGUGAGCUCAGGCACCACUUCCAACACAUUCGCAAGAGCAUGAUCUCAGAAGACACACACAAAGGUGUGAAGCUACUAAGAGGGGAUGUAAUGAAAAACCUCCAGGCCAUGGACAGCUGCUGCUUCCUCAGGCAUGUCUUGCAAUUCUACAUGGAGAAGGUCUUCAGCAACUACAGCAGCAGUCAGUCCCUCCAUCGAAGAACCACCAGUGUGCUGGCCAACUCUUUCCACAGCAUCACCAAGGACCUGAGAGCAUGUCAUGCUCAGAUGCACUGUCAGUGCAGCAAGGAGGCCAAUGAGAAAUUCCAUGCAAUUCAAGUCAACUAUGAUAAGCUGGAGAUAGGAGCAGCUUCUGUAAAGGCCAUAGGAGAGCUGGACUCUCUGCUGGAGUGGCUGGAAAGCUUCCACGACUGACUUCCAC
This is a messenger RNA of Electrophorus electricus (electric eel), 538 nucleotides long. RefSeq names its product interleukin 19 like (gene il20). Lineage: Eukaryota; Metazoa; Chordata; Actinopteri; Gymnotiformes; Gymnotidae. The record is from RefSeq and is a predicted model, not a curated record.